Chaetomium fimeti is the source of this 1852-nucleotide messenger RNA. RefSeq lists its product as uncharacterized. Gene Ontology annotation, cellular component: cytoplasm; cytosol. The coding region runs from base 131 to 1852 and encodes 573 amino acids. Gene Ontology annotation, molecular function: protein-macromolecule adaptor activity; ubiquitin protein ligase binding. The transcript is spliced from 2 exons. The record is from RefSeq and is a predicted model, not a curated record. NCBI's taxonomy places the organism in Eukaryota, Fungi, Ascomycota, Sordariomycetes, Sordariales, Chaetomiaceae. Gene Ontology annotation, biological process: ubiquitin-dependent endocytosis.
GAGUCGAAUUCAAGAUUCCCAACGAGUCGGCAACAACCUUGGAGUUUAGGCUCGAGGUUUCGGCUAGGUACUGAUUAGGUACAUACCUAGGUACCGAUAUUCCCAUCCCAACUAAACAAACACCGGCACCAUGUCAAUACGCGUCAUUCUGGACAACCCGCCCGAAUUCUAUACCAACCUGGACUUCAUCAAGGGCGAUGUUGUGCUCUCCCUCAGCCGUAAUGAGCACGUCGGCGCCAUUAUCGUCAAGCUCGAAGGCGAGUCCAGGACAGCUCUGGAAGUGCCCAGCGACAACCUGGGUAUGGGCAUCGCCGGGAGAGACCGGCUAUCUAGCAGCGGGGACACCCUGCACGAAAACCACAAGAUCCUGUACAAAGUCGGCCAAGUCUUCCCCGAUGAGAAUGCACCGCCGGCCGCCUCACCUUAUCUUCUCAACCCCGGACAGCACCGUUUCCCUUUUCAGUUCAAAUUCCCCUUCAACAAUGCCUGCGGUAAUGCGGAAGCCAUGGCCCGGAUUGGCGGUGUUGUCAACACCGGUGGCAUGUUUGGGGUUGGCUUCCGGGUAAUGGACGGGACCAAGCAGCUGAUGUACUCACACGUCACCAAGACGCUGCCCCCGAGCUUCACGGGCUUCCCAGGAGAGGCCGAGAUCCGGUACUACGUCAAAGUAACAAUACAAAGACCCGGGAUAUUCAAGGAAAAUUGGCGCCACCAGAUGGGGCUCAAGUUCUUGCCCAUCGAACCACCGAGGCCGGCCAAGUCGAACCAAGAGGCAUACGCCAGGCGGCCCUUCACCUUUCAACCGAGGAGCCCAAGUCCGGCGCCGUACCAAAAGAAGCGCUCUUCUUUCUUCGGAAGGCACGGGGGACUCUCAGCGUCUGCUAACGGCCGGUCAAGCGGCCCGCCAUCACCCACUCCCGGUGCCACCGCUCCGUCCAUCGAGAUGUCUGCCCGCCUCCCACACCCUGCCAUCCUCACCUGCAAUAAAUCGAUACCCUUCCGCUUGAUAGCAAAAAAGCUGGUGCCCGCACAAACCGACGUGUACCUAAUAGCAAUUCAAAUUGAGCUCAUCGGCAAGACCACAGUGCGUUGUCAGGAUUUAGUCAACACCGAGAUGAACCGCUGGGUCAUCCUGUCGCGCCACGGCCUCUCCACCCUCGUGUCCAAACCCGAAGACCCCGUGGGAACGGAAUUCGUCGUGCCAGACAUACUCUGGAAUGACGCCCCCUUACCCAACACUGUCAUGCCGAGUUUCCUCACAUGCAAUCUCAGACGCGACUACCAGCUCGAGAUCAAGCUCGGCUUAGCCUGGGGCAAACCCGCCGUUAACUCCCCCAGCAUGUUCCUCGGCCGCGGGAAAUUCGCCGACGCCGCCGGACGCCCGCAAGAACUGCACCUCAACCUCCAAUUCAGCACAAUCCAAGUCUACUCCGGCCUGGCCCCGCCCGCCGAGCUCGUCCAAGCAGCCCGCAACCCGCGACCCAAACCAACUCAACAACAACAACAACAACCACCACCCAAACCCCAACGACCCUCCCAGGGGCCAACAGCAGCAGCAGCAGCAGCAGCAGGCCCCUCCACAUCCACCUCCACGCAGGCGAGCGCACCACACCUGCCCCCGCGCCCGGCACAGACCGCCCCGACGCAGCCCGCCGACGCGCUCUACCCGCCACAGCUGGGGCCGGGGCAGGCCAGCCCGCCGUACGACGACGCGCCGCCGACAUACGAGGAGGCCAUGGCCGAGGAGAUGACGGGGCCCGUGUUCCCCGGCGCGGCGCGCCCCGCGUAUAGUGGGGUGACGGAUGAGAAUGGGCCGAGUAGUCUGGGGGCGGUGGGGGGUGGGAAGAAUUAG